CGAUUGAUAAUCCGAUUUUUGUCGAAAUAUUGUUAAAACGCUCGAUUUUAAAUCGCGAACUUUCUAACUAUCGAAAUAUGGGUUUUAGCCGAAAUGGGAUGUUACAUCCACCAUCCCAAGAGCUUACUGCACAGAUGAUGGGCCAAAGUGGUCAAGCCCACAUGACCCAUCAGUUUCUUCCUUACAUGGGCUUGACUCAGUCACAGGUGGGCCUUAAUGAAGGAGGAAAUAAUUCCUUUUUUCUACAACAGAACCAGGAAGGCGGCCCGUCUUACUCCCAUAGGCCCAUUUCCAACAAAAUUGUUUCUGAAGCCAACAACAAUUCAAAGGAGGUGGACAUUAACCAGGUUAUUGUGCAACUGGGAGAAACAGGUCUGAAGACAAUGGAGCACCCCUGCUUCCCACAGAAAAAGAAAAGGAAUCAAGGGAAGGAACUGGAUUUCGAAGGCCCCUACUUCUCCCAUGGGGGAAUCCCAGCACCAACGCAAAGCCCCAAGAGCAGAGCUAUAAUUAGGAAAAGCAAGACGAAACCAACUGGAAAGAUGGAGAAAGAAUCACAGCCUGAGAAGCAGCAAGUGUGGGCUGAGGAUAAGAAAAUUUCUGAAGUGUAGGUGGCCAACUAUAAGCCACCACAAGAACCAUGAGCGGCUUAUGUUGGAACUGCCGGGGGAUUGGGCCCCCUCGGACAGAGAAGCAGCUAGAGAAGAUGAUUAAGAAGUUUAAGCCCUCUUUUGUGUUUCUUAUGGAAACAAAAAACAACGAAGAUACCGUGAAACAACUGCAACUACGCAACAAGUUUCCUGAAAGUUGCUAUGUCAAUCCGGAGAGGACAGCUGGUGGUUUGACUCUAUGGUGGGCAGCUGAUUUCCCUCUUCAAGUUUUGGAUAGAGGACGGCAUUUUAUUGAUGUUUUUGUUAGUUAUGGGUGUGGGUUUUUUAUGACCUUUGUUCACGCUCCCUCAGUUGCUAAUGAGAGGAGAGUGUUUUGGGAUAGGAUUUCCAGAUUUCGUAAUGUUCCUAAUGUACCAUGGGUUGUGUUAGGCGAUAUGAAUGCAAUGAUUUAUGACUAUGAGAAGAGUGGGGUUGGGCCUUUGCGACGCGAAUCAGUUGAACCAUUCAAAUCUUUCAUCUUCGACAAUGGACUCAUGGACAUGGGAUUCAAAGGUCCUCAGUUUACUUGGUCUAAUAGAAGAAGAGGUGAUCG
This is a messenger RNA of Linum trigynum, 1203 nucleotides long. NCBI's taxonomy places the organism in Eukaryota, Viridiplantae, Streptophyta, Magnoliopsida, Malpighiales, Linaceae. The record is from the annotation of a GenBank genome assembly.